AUGAAAGGAAGAAAUCAAACUCUCCUCUCAGAAUUCCUCCUCCUGGGUCUCCCCAUACAGCCAGAGUAUGAACAUCUGUUCUAUGCUCUGUUCCUUGCCAUGUACAUUACCACCAUCCUGGGGAACAUGCUGAUCAUUGUGCUCAUACAACUGGAUCCUAAUCUUCACACACCUAUGUAUUCUUUACUCAGCAACUUGUCCUUCUCUGACCUCUACUUUUCUUCUGUUACAAUGCCCAAGUUGGUGAAGAACAUGCAGAGUCAAGUCCCAUCCAUCCCUUAUGCAGGCUGCCUGACCCAAAUGUACUUCUUCUUGUUGUUUGGAGACUUGGAGAGCUUUCUGCUUGUGGCCAUGGCCUAUGACCGCUAUGUAGCCAUCUGCUUCCCCCUGCACUACACCAGCAUCAUGAGCCCCAAACUCUGUGUGUGCCUGGUGGUGCUCUCCUGGGUGCUGACCAUGUUCCAUGCCUUGUUGCACACCCUGCUGAUGGCCGAUUGUCUUUUUUUUCAAAACAGUGUGAUCCCCCACUUCUUCUGUGAUAUGUCUGCACUGCUAAAGUUGGCCUGCUCUGACACUAGUAUAAAUGAAUUGGUGAUAUUUGUCACAGGAGGUAUAAUUCUUGUCAUUCCAUUUCUACUCAUUAUUGUUUCCUAUGCACGAAUUGUGUCCUCUAUUUUUAAGGGCCCUUCUGCUCAAAGUAUUCAUAAGACCUUCUCCACUUGUGGUUCCCACCUCUCUGUGGUGUCACUGUUCUAUGGUACAGUCAUUGGCCUCUACUUAUGCCCAUCAGCUAAUAAUUCCACAGUAAAGGAGACAGUCAUGGCUAUGAUGUACACUGUAGUGACUCCCAUGCUCAACCCUUUUAUCUAUAGCUUGAGGAACAGAGAGUUGAAAGGUGCCUUAGGAAGAGUCCUGUGUAAGAAAAAAAUUUCCUUCUGA
Octodon degus (degu) is the source of this 939-nucleotide messenger RNA. RefSeq names its product olfactory receptor-like protein DTMT. The record is from RefSeq and is a predicted model, not a curated record. Gene Ontology annotation, biological process: G protein-coupled receptor signaling pathway. Gene Ontology annotation, molecular function: olfactory receptor activity; G protein-coupled receptor activity. Gene Ontology annotation, cellular component: membrane. Bases 1 to 939 code for a protein of 312 amino acids. The transcript has 3 exons. NCBI's taxonomy places the organism in Eukaryota, Metazoa, Chordata, Mammalia, Rodentia, Octodontidae.